AUGGGACAUUUAGACUGGUUAACAAAACGAACUUAUACUUAUGGUUUAAGAGGAAAAGCGUUGAGAAGAGCUGUUACUUUUACUUCAGUUACCGGCUUUUCACUUUUUGGUUAUGAUCAAGGGUACGGUUGAAUCGUAUUUAGUCAUGUUUGAAAUCGUUUACUAACUCAAGAAUAGUCUUAUGUCAGGUUUAAUUUCUGCUCCACAAUUUAACUAUGAAUUUCCUGCUACAGAUGGUGAUAAUACUAUUAAAGGUGCUGUUACAGCUUCAUAUGAAAUUGGAUGUUUUUUUGGUGCAUUAUUUGCAUUAGCAAAAGGUGAAAGGACAGGUAGAAGACCGUUAAUUGUUGUUGGAAGUAUUUUAAUUAUUAUUGGUGCUAUUAUUUCAACCACUCCAUUUAGACCACAUUGGCCAUUAGGACAUUUUGUUGUUGGUAGAGUUAUAACUGGAUUAGGGAAUGGUUUAAAUACAGCUACAAUUCCAGUUUGGCAAUCAGAAAUGUCGAGAGCAGAAAAUAGAGGAUUCUUAGUCAAUUUGGAAGGUGCAUUUAUUGCAAUUGGUACAUUUAUUGCAUAUUGGGUUGAUUUUGGAUUUUCAUAUAUUGAUACAUCAGUUCAAUGGAGAUUUCCAGUUGCUUUCCAAAACUUUUUUGGUAUAAUUUUAUUUCUUGGUAUCAUAGGUUUACCUGAAUCACCUAGAUGGUUAAUUAAACAUAAAAGAAAUGAAGAAGCAAGAUUUUUAAUUGCUGCUUUGAAAGGUGUAAGUGAAGAUCAUGAAGAGGUACAAGCUGAAGAAUCAUUAAUUUCAGAUACAGUCAAUAGAUUUAAUAAAUUACAUGCAAGUGUUAAAGAUUUAUUUACAUUUGGUAAAACACAACAUUUUCAAAGAAUGGUUAUUGGUUCAUCAACUCAAUUUUUCCAACAAUUCACUGGAUGUAAUGCAGCUAUUUAUUAUUCAACCUUGUUAUUUUAUCAAAGUAUUUUUAAUGAAGAUCCUGAUAUGUGGAGAUUAUCAUUAAUUUUGGGUGGUGUUUUUUCAACAAUUUAUGCAUUAUCAACAAUUCCAUCAUUCUUUUUGAUUGAUACAUUAGGUAGAAGAAAAUUAUUUUUAAUUGGUGCUACAGGUCAAGGUGUUUCAUUCUUAAUUACAUUUGCAUGUUUAAUUAAUGAUACUGAAGAAAAUGCAAAAGGUGCUGCCGUUGGUAUAUUUUUAUUCAUUGUAUUUUUUGCAUUUACCAUUCUUCCAUUACCAUGGGUUUAUCCACCAGAAAUUAAUCCAUUAAGAACAAGAACUUAUGCUGCUGCUGCUUCUACUUGUACUAAUUGGUUGUGUAAUUUUGCAGUUGUUAUGUUUACUCCACCAUUUAUUGCCUCGACCAAAUGGGGUUGUUACUUGUUCUUUUCAAUCAUGAAUUUCCUAUUUGUACCAGUCAUCUAUACAUUUUAUCCAGAAACUCGGUAUGUUUUUAUCUUUUAUUUCAUUUUUGUUAAUUAGAAUACUAACUUGUUAUAGUGGUCGAAAAUUGGAAGAAUUGGACAUUAUUUUUGCAAAAGCAUUUUAUGAAAAGAAAAGACCAUGGAGAAUUGCAAAUACAAUGCCAUAUUUAACUCAUCAAGAAAUUGAAGAACAAACCAGAACAUUAGGAUUAAUUGAAAAUGAUAAUUAUGAUCCUGAAGAUCCAGUUGAAGAAGGUAAAGAGAAUUUUGAAUCAUCAGGGGAAUCUGAGGAACAAAAUACUCAAAUUGAUGAAGGUGUUAAAACAACUCCAACUGAAAGUCCAAUUGAGGGUCACGAUACUCCAACCGAAGAUAGAAGAUAA
Molecule: messenger RNA, 1820 nt
Organism: Insectozyma verbasci
Lineage: Eukaryota; Fungi; Ascomycota; Pichiomycetes; Serinales; Debaryomycetaceae
Source: the annotation of a GenBank genome assembly